CAGCAAGAAGAACUUCCACAAGACAUUUAUGAAGGACGUGACUGCGGAAUUGGCCAGAAUAGCAACGUCCGUCUUCGUGAGAUCGGACCCGACUGACCCUGGAACUCGUCAAAAUUGAAGAAGAAAUCGAUGAGGGAGAGGUUCUCUAUCACAAGCAUAAUGCGGUGACUAUAAACAAGAAGAAGCAGAUGAAAAAGCGUCGUGAGCAGGAGAGUGAGCAACGUGUCAUUCGAAGACUUACGAUUGUCAAGGAGCAACAGGAUGCUGAGGAGGCAGAGGUGAAGGCGAUUCGGGAAAAUGCUGCUCGUAAGCAAGCUGCCGCUACUGGACAAGUUAAAGAAGUUGAGAAUCAGAAGGAGAAGAAUAGACAGAUUGCGAUAAAUCGGGAUAGGUACACAUUUCGAUAAUUGAAUGCUUCUAAUUUGUUUUUUUUGUAGAGAUCUGAAGCGUGCCAACGAAGAAUGGGGUACAACUGAAGCCUCGAAGGCUAUAGAGGAAAAUCCGCGGAUCGUGGUGGCUUCCGUGGAGGUGGCGAUCGAGGAGGCUUCAGAGGACUUUCAACAGAUCCUGGUGGAGGUGGAGGCUUCCGUGGUAGAUCAGAAGACCGCGAUGGAGGAUUUAGAGGUGGAUUCGGUGGAGAUCGAGGAGGAUUCAGAGGACGCGACAGAGGUGGUGGCUUCCGUGGUGGGCGAGGUGGAGACCGAGGCGGUUUCCGUGGU
This is a messenger RNA of Caenorhabditis elegans, 719 nucleotides long. The record is from the annotation of a RefSeq genome assembly. Lineage: Eukaryota; Metazoa; Nematoda; Chromadorea; Rhabditida; Rhabditidae.